Culicoides brevitarsis is the source of this 1221-nucleotide messenger RNA. It is a transcript of the gene Had1, whose product is annotated as lambda-crystallin homolog. Gene Ontology annotation, biological process: fatty acid metabolic process. The transcript has 3 exons. Lineage: Eukaryota; Metazoa; Arthropoda; Insecta; Diptera; Ceratopogonidae. Gene Ontology annotation, molecular function: NAD+ binding; L-gulonate 3-dehydrogenase activity. The coding region runs from base 151 to 1104 and encodes 317 amino acids. The record is from RefSeq and is a predicted model, not a curated record.
CGCGCUUCUACGGGAGUUCAGUUUGUUGUUUUGCGUUGUCUCGUCCGGUUCUGUUCAUUCACAUCAAAUAUUAACUUUUAUUCCCUCGGUAAAUAAAUAAUUUGUUUUAUUAGUCUCGUUCCCGAGUUAGCGUCAAUUACGUGUCGAAAAAUGGCCUCAAAAAUGAAGAAGGAAAAAAUUGGAAUUGUUGGAAGCGGCUUAAUUGGACGUAGUUGGGCAAUGUUGUUCGCUACUGUCGGAUAUCAAGUGACAAUUUUUGAUUGUGUGCCGGAACAAGUUGCCACAGCUCUCAAAUUGACUGAAGACGAGUUAAAUAGUUUGGAAUCGCGCGGAUUAUUGCGUGGAAAGUUGUCGGCUAAAGAGCAAUUUAGCUGUAUCAAGGGAUGCUCAGACCUCAAGGAUGCCGUAAAAGAUGCGAUGUUUGUGCAAGAAUGUGUCCCCGAAGUCUUGGAUCUGAAGAAGAAGUUGUACAAACAAAUUGAUGAAGUGGUUGGUGAUAAGACCAUUUUAUCGUCGAGUACGAGUACUUUUAUGCCGUCGUUGUUUAGUGAAGGAAUGAAACAUCGAUCACAGGUUCUCGUCUCGCAUCCCGUCAACCCCCCAUACUACGUUCCCCUCGUCGAAAUCGUUCCCGCUCCCUGGACCGACCCAGAACACGUGAAAGUCACUCGCGCCCUCAUGCAAGAAAUUGGUCAAAAGCCCGUCUCCCUUUCUCGCGAAAUCGAGGGCUUCGCUCUGAACCGCAUCCAGUACGUAAUCUUGAACGAAGCUUGGCGUCUCAUUGCCGACGGCAUCCUGGAUGUGAAAGAUAUCGACACUGUCAUGUCCGAAGGCCUUGGAAUGCGUUAUGCCUUCUUGGGACCCAUGGAAACGGCUCACUUGAAUGCCGAGGGCAUGACUUCGUAUUGCGAACGCUACGCCAAGACAAUUUACGCCGUGAGCGAAACAAUGGGCAAAACCCCGAAAAUGGAGGGACCGCAGGCGAAGGAAGUGGCACGACAACUCGAGCAAAUGUGCCCGUUGGAGGAUUUGCAGAAACGUCGCGAAUGGCGUGACGCCUGCCUGACCAAGUUGAGCCAAUUGAAACGCGAAAUGGGACAAUAAUUUUAUUUUAUGGCAUUAUUUUUUAAAAAAUUUGAUUUUUUUACAGAGAAUAAAAAUUUUAGUGAGGAAGUAAAUGUUCCGUUCCGAUUUCCAUGAGUCGGGAUGGGAGAUCGUUAA